AUGACUAUUGGAACUUCAAAUAUUCACUUUCGCUUUCAAGGAUUAUUAUCCGUAAUUCAAUGGUUUAUCAACCUUUUGAUAACUGUCAGCCGUGUUACCACAUCUAUUAUGUUUCAUUUGGUUAUUUGUUUCACCGUAUUCAAUGCAAAUGUUGUUACUUAUUCACGAACACUUCUUAUUAUCCCAAUUGCUUGGUGUUUGAAAUGUAAUUAUCCAACUUUGGCUUGUUCAUUGAUACUAUUUCAUGAUUUUCUUGAUCAUAUCGACGGCAUUGUUGCUAAAGUUCAUAAACGUAUCUACGGUGAUAACAUUGAUGAUCCGUUGUUAGGUGGUUUUAUGGACGCAUUCUGUGACAAAAUUGUCAAUGUCUUUUGUCUAUGGACAAUUAUUCAAGAAACCCAUUUCGAUCAAACAUCAACUCUAAUGGCAAUUGCAUUUGUACUUCUUUGCUAUACAGUCAUUGGAUUGGAAACAGCAAUUGGAGUUGUACGUGUUCAAGAUUACUUUCAUGCUGCUCUUCUUGGAAAUAAAACAACAAAUAAGAAUUCGACAGCAGCUGUGAUGGAAGGAAAGUUAAAGGAAAAAUUUGAAUCAAUAGGAUUAGCAUUUUUAUGUUUAUCCAUUGGUCACGCUACACCAUUCGAACAUUGGACUGGAAUCUUCGGCGUUGUUUGCUUGGCAUUGACCAUUCGAUUAGCUUAUAUUUCUUUAACGAAGAAAUUACAAGCACGAGAGUCGAGAAAAGAAAAGAAGAAUGUGACCAUCCAAGACCAACCCGAAGAAAUUCAAAUACCUGUUCAAAAAUCCAUUGCAGUUAUUAAUACAUCGAUUUCAAACAAUGAUGCAAAUACACGUCAACGAGCAAUGACUUUGGAUUCAUCACGACGAGAAAAUGAAAAAAGUAAACAUACAAAGGAUCAAACUCCACCAAUAUUUUCCGCAAACAUGACAAAUCCAAUGAUCGCCGAAACAAUCGAUUCUGAAGAUGAUUCCCAUUCUACAUCUUCAUCUGACAAUGCCGAUGAUCCAUUACAUUCGUUUCAACGUAGUGCAUCUUUACCAAGUAUUUGGAUCGAUGGUCGUGCAGAUAAAGUUUAUACUGUCGGUUGCUUUGAUUUAUUUCACGAAGGACAUCGUCUUCUUCUUCAACGUAUGAGACAAUAUGGUCGUCAAGUUAUUGUUGGUGUUCAUGACAGUCGAAGUAUUCAUAAAUUAAAGAAACGUGUCCCUGUCGAUGGAACGGAAACACGAAUGUUGAAUGUGAAACGAUAUGCAGAUGAAGUCUAUUGUGUCGCAGGUACUGAUCCGUCGAAUUUCGUCAAAUGUGUUGUACAUUUACGAGAAAAUGAAACGGCAGUCUAUAUCCGAGGUGAUGAUAUGGCAGAUUUUCCAUCUCGACAUGUCGUGGAAGAAUUAAUGCCAAUCAAAUUCUUGCCUUAUACAAACGGUGUUUCGAGUACACAAUUGCGCAAAGAAUUGUUUUCGCAUAUUCAAGCGGAUGAUAUGGAACAUUUAGAAAAAGUCAAUUAA
Molecule: messenger RNA, 1530 nt
Organism: Adineta ricciae
Lineage: Eukaryota; Metazoa; Rotifera; Eurotatoria; Adinetida; Adinetidae
Source: the annotation of a GenBank genome assembly